AAUCACAGAAUGGACUUCUGGAUUAUGGCGAUCAGAAUUACUUUCUUAUCACAAACUACAACUGGAAUUUUGGGCAAUUUCUUCCUGAUGUUCUACUACGUAGUCCUUUACUACAGAGCGUGCACAUUAAAGCCCACAGAUUUGAUUCUCAUGAACCUAAUGACAGCCAAUGCCAUCAUCAUUCUCUCCUCAGGAGUGCCCCAUACAUUGGCAGCUUUUGGGUUGAAGCAGUUUGUGAGUGAUUCUGGAUGUUUGUUCCUAUUAAACAUUCAAUCACUUGGCCGUAGUGUGUCCAUUGGCACCACCUGUCUCUUGAGUGUCUUCCAGGCUGUGACCAUUCAAUCCAGGGAAUCGUGCUUGAAGUAUAAUAAAGUCAAAUCUAUAAAUCCUAUUGGCUGCUUCAUUUCCCUCCUCUGGGUCUUCUACAUGUUAAUACAUUUUACUUUCUUUCUAUACUCAUCUAUCAAACUUAAUAGCAAAAAUGUGACACAAAAACGAGAUUAUGGUUACUGCUCUAUUGUAGGACCUGAAGAUAUCAGUGACUCACUCUAUACAUCACUGGUGGUUUGCCCUGAAGUCUUCCUUUCUGUGCUCAUGGCACGGUCCAGUGGAUCCAUGAUUGGCAUUCUGUAUAGACACAAGCAAAGGGUUCAACAGAUCCGCAGCACUCAAAGUUCAAGUAGAAUGUCGCCUGAAUCCAGAGCAACCCAAAACAUCCUGGUCCUGGUAUCUACCUUUCUGGGUUUUUAUACUCUCUCAUCCGUAUUACGAGGCUGCAUUGCUUUUUUCCAUAAUCACAAUUGGUGGCUAGUGAACAUUACUCGCCUCACUUCUCUGUGUUUUCCUUCUUUUGGACCCAUUGUUCUUAUGAAUCAUCACUCCAUUGUGUAUAGGCUUAGUUUCAAAUGGAUCAGAAAUAAAAUUAAUUUAAUCUUAUUGUAA
This is a messenger RNA of Microtus ochrogaster (prairie vole), 942 nucleotides long. Its product is annotated as vomeronasal type-1 receptor 4-like. Lineage: Eukaryota; Metazoa; Chordata; Mammalia; Rodentia; Cricetidae. Bases 10 to 942 code for a protein of 310 amino acids. Gene Ontology annotation, biological process: G protein-coupled receptor signaling pathway. The transcript has a single exon. Gene Ontology annotation, cellular component: membrane. The record is from RefSeq and is a predicted model, not a curated record. Gene Ontology annotation, molecular function: pheromone receptor activity.